AUGACCAAGGACGAUGCGGACUACAUAAAGAGAAACAAACAAAUUUGGAGAUGUAGCAGCUGUUCCUCUACACGUCGCAAAAGUAUGGUGAGUGAAUCGACAACAGGAAACAAGGACGUGACUCUCCAAGAACUCGCAGGAGUUCUUGAGGUAAUUGCAGGAAAUCAGACGUCGAUGAAGGAGAAUAUUAAGAAAAUGGAGUUGGAGCUUGGGAAAUCAAUUGAAUCAUGUCAUCAGGCGAUUAACGACAUAAAUAAGAAGUUUGAUGAACAAAACAAGCAAAUUAGCACAUGCCUCAUCAACAUCGAUAAGCUUUCAACAGAAGUAGCUAGCCUCAGGAAAGAAAAUGCAGAACUGAAGGAACGCGUCGAGGAUAUGGAACAAUACUCAAGAUCGAACAUGCUGGAAAUAAAUGGUAUACCCAAAAAACAGGAUGAAGAUGUAACAGAAAUCAUUUGUAGAAUGAGCGAAGCAUUAGGACACAAAAUAAAAGCAGAUGCAAUCGACAUUUGUCACAGACUUAAACAACGAAAUGAAAACCUACCUCCACCAAUCGUUGUCAAGUUCGUUCGUAGAACAGACAAACAAGUAAUAUUGAAUAAAAGGAAAGUUACGAGGCAGUUUUCUACAAAGCAGAUGGGAGAAACAACGGACCAUCCAGUCUAUGUGAAUGAAAGUCUAGCACCUACGCGAAGAAGGAUUUUCACCAUGGCGAGAGAGAUCUUCAAAAGAGGCGACAUCAAAUACCUAUGGAUCAAGGAAGGGAAGAUUCUAGCUAGGAAAGAAGACGGAACACCAGUUAUUGAACUCAAGAACAGUGAACAAGUGAAAAAGUUGAGCGUGAUAAGUGCAUCUAAGCAGCCAGGUAACCAAGAAAAUAACAGUGUCAGUACCGUAAAUAAAAAUGUCAUCAGAGAUAAGUAG
This is a messenger RNA of Nilaparvata lugens (brown planthopper), 924 nucleotides long. RefSeq lists its product as uncharacterized. The transcript has a single exon. The record is from RefSeq and is a predicted model, not a curated record. Bases 1 to 924 code for a protein of 307 amino acids. NCBI's taxonomy places the organism in Eukaryota, Metazoa, Arthropoda, Insecta, Hemiptera, Delphacidae.